AUGAUAAAUUUAAAAAAUAAAUUAUCCUUUGAAAUUUAUGCUAAAAUUUUAUUUUAUGCUAAUUCUAUUGUCGAUAAUAAUUUGUCAGUUUUUAUUGACGAUUAUUUAAUUCCAAUUAAAAAUAUUGAUCAAUCAAUGGAAACCACACCUUUAAUUGGUAGUUUACAUUUAGUACUCAAAGAUAAAAAAAGACUUCCCAGAAAAUUUAAUGAAAAAAAUAUUAAAUUUAGAAGUAGUAUGAAUCCUGAAGGAUUUGGGGUAGAUAAGGAUGGUAGAGAAUAUAAAUAUAACAAAUUCUCAAAUAGAGAUAAAAAUGGCAUUAAAUUUUUAUUAAUUGAAUGUUAUUUAUAUUUUCAAAACAUUGAGAACAAAAUAAUUCUCAGACAUUUCAUUGAAAAUGAAAUUUCAAUUGAAAAUCCACCAUUAUCUUCAAUUAAAAUUAAAAAUAAUGAAAAUAUGGAUAUCCAACUAAAUGAAGGAUUCACUGGUUUGAUUGGAUCAAAUAGCAGUGAUAUUCCUUUACUUUUAACCGGACCUAUCUACUCUCCAAAUGAAGAUGAAGGUGAACCAUCAUUCAAACCAUUAGUAAAUUAUGAUGAAGAUAGAUCAUGUAUUCAUGAUUAA
Messenger RNA from Dictyostelium discoideum AX4, 624 nucleotides. RefSeq lists its product as hypothetical. Lineage: Eukaryota; Evosea; Eumycetozoa; Dictyosteliales; Dictyosteliaceae. The transcript has 3 exons. Bases 1 to 624 code for a protein of 207 amino acids. The record is from RefSeq and is a predicted model, not a curated record.